UCAUGGUACUGCUCUUCUUGCUGUAGGUCAGAUUAGAUUAGGGUUCCCUACAGUCACACCAGUUAUUGCCCCAAUUGCUCGAUCACCUUUCGCGACUGCCAAGUAGCGUCUAACCACCGAAGCGGCCUUUUCCCUUGGUGCCAUCCAGCGUGUUGGUCGCAGCUCUCCGGCAUUCCCAGUCCCCCCUCCCCUCCCCGAUCCCUGGAGAGUCUGGUUAUAGACGUUGCGGCUUCAGCUGCCAAUCCACUUGGCUCGCGACGGGCCCUCUGCUCAUUGAUCCAUCUGAUCCCGCUGAUCCCUUGAUCCCGCUCAUCCCGUUCAUCCCGCUGAAGCUAUAACCGGCAUUGUUUCCCUACUCUGUCGACUACCCUCCCCACUCCGCUCCGUCCGUCUACUGUCUCGAAGAGAGCAUCUACUCUACUCCCUCCGCGCGACGAAACAGUCCCUGCAUUCUGCGCACCUUGAGGCUCCUCCAGGCAUGCAGCCCAAAACAUCCGGCGCUGGACACUUGUAGCUCCUCGUUACCACAUUCUGUUCGCUCCGCGCCCGAUUAUCCACUACCCUCUACCCUCUAGCCGUUCUCUGACCUCCACCCUGUACCCCCGGGCCAUCCCCCUGGGAUGUCUUGGGCUCAUGGGGGCGGGGGAGGCGGAGGGGGGGGCGGAGCGCCUCCCCCGACGAGCACGGUGUACGUGGCGAAUCUGCCCCCGGGCACAGAUGAGGAGCUGCUGGCGGAGCACUUCGGCACCAUUGGCCUCAUCAAGCGCGACAAGCGCACGGGGCGUGCGAAGGUGUGGCUGUACCGCGACAAGGAGAGCAUGGCGCUCAAGGGCGACGCCACGGUGACGUACGAGGAUCCCUUUGCUGCGGCCGCGGCCGUGGACUGGUUCCACAACAAGGACUUCCAUGGCAAAGCCAUUGCCGUGUCGCUCGCACAGACAAAGCACGGCAGUGGUGGUGGUGCUAGUGUGGGUGGUGGCGCGGGUGUUGGAGGGGGAGGGGAUGGGCAUGGGUAUUCGGCGGGAGAUGGAGGGUUUGGGAGGGGUGAGGAGGCGGGUGGAGGAGGGGAGAUGAGGGGUGCUGGUGCUGGGGAUGCUGUGCUUGGUGGUGCUCCUGGUGAUGGUGGUGGGGCAGUGGCGGCAGGGCCGGGGAAGCCAUGGCAGCAGCAAGGGGACUGGAUGUGCCCCAAUGCAACAUGCGGCAAUGUGAACUUUGCCUUUCGGGGGGAGUGCAACCGCUGCGCCACUCCCAGACCAGCUGGGGGAGGGGGAGGGGCGGGGGCAGGGGGAGCAGGCAUGGGGAGGGGAGGAGGCAGAGGGGGGAGGGGGGGCGACUCGGGGCGAGGGGGGCGAGGAUUCGGGGGGCCGCCCGGACUGUUUGGGCCCAUGGAUUGGCCGUGCCCCAUGUGUGGGAACAUGAACUGGGCCAAGAGGGCCAAGUGCAACAUCUGCAACACCAGCCGCCCGGGCACCAGCGAGGGGGGAGCCAGGGAGGGCCGUGGCGGCGGGUACAAGGAGCUGGACGAAGCUGAGCUGGAGGAGACGAGGAAGCGACGCAAGGAGGCCGAGGAGGACGACGGGGAGAUGUACGACGAGUUUGGCAACCUCAAGAAGAAAUUCCGCAAGAAGCUGGCUGCUGCUGCUGCGGCGGCUGCUGCGGGUGGGGACGGCGGGGGUGCGGCGAGUGGGGGAGAGGGCGGGGGAGCGAGGGAGGAGGGGAAGAUGGGGAAGGCGCUCUGGGAGGAGGACCUGAAGGCGCUGCCCAGCCAGGGCAGCAGGAAGAACCAGGAGUCGGAGCGACGGGCCAACGCACGGCCGUGGGAGGUGCAGGAGGAUGAGCAGGAGAGGCGGGGGGAGGGGAGGGACAGAGACAGGGAUAGGGAUAGGGAUAGGGACAGGGACAGGGACAGGGACAGAGACAGGGAUAGGGAUGGGGAUGGUUACCGAGACAGAGAGAGAGACAGGGAUAGGGAUCGGGAGAGGGAGGAGAGGGAUGAUGGUUAUCGGGGUAGGGACAGGGAUAGGGAUAGGGAUAGGGACAGGGAUAGGGAUAGAGGUAGGGACAGAGAUCGAGACAGCCACAGGGAGAGGGAGAGGGACAGGGACAGGGACAGGGACAGGGAACGUGACAGGGAUCGAGACAGGGAGAGGGGGAGGAGUGGAGAUAGGGAUUGGGAGAGGGAGAGAGGCAGGGACCGGGAGCGGGAGCGUGGGCGGAGAUAGCAGGAGGGCCUUGGAGGAGGACGGUUGCUGCACUUGGGACAUCUGGGUGUGACACAGGUCUGGGUGCGCUGGUGGAAUCAUGGAGUGGGAAACAGUAGAGGAGUACCUAAGGGAGUGAGGGUGGGAUCGGAUGGGAUGGUUGGUUGGAGCGAUGGGAGAGGCGGCUGGAUGGAGAGACAGAAAGAAGGAAGGGAAGCAAGCAAGGAGGGUUUGUGUGGGGAGGAAGCAUUGGAGCAGGGGGAUUACAUUGGCUUGGCACGCCUAAUGGGCUUAAAGGAUAUUUGCCCAGGUCAUGGGUGAUGCCGCGUCGCUGAUGCGUGUGUCAGUAGGAAAGGGAGCAAAUUCUUCGACUUGGAUUCUGGUUGAACAAAGUAGACCUAUAAAGGGGAGUACCAGUAGUACCGACUGUAUGCGUAUUGUUGUGAACCUGCCUGUAGUUGUUGAGCCAGGCUGUUUCGGGCCACCAGCCGUUACUCAUCAAGGAUGCACUCAGCUCAGUCCCUCCAUUGGCUCACAUGUCCCAUCUCAUGCUCCCUCCUGCCACCAUUAUCCACCUGACUUGUUU
Messenger RNA from Closterium sp. NIES-67, 2787 nucleotides. The record is from the annotation of a GenBank genome assembly. NCBI's taxonomy places the organism in Eukaryota, Viridiplantae, Streptophyta, Zygnematophyceae, Desmidiales, Closteriaceae.